AUGGGGGAAGAACACGAAAUUGAAGUAAAGUUGAAAGAAAAGAAAGAUGAGUGUGAGAGUGAAUCCACUUCAACUAAAACUAAAGCUAGUGAGGAAGCAAAUGAAGAGAAAGAAGAUAAAAAGAAAAUAGAAGAGAAAUAUGUGCCUCCUGCACCGUACAAGCCACCAUUGCCCUUUCCUCAGAGGUUUCAUAAAGCACAAUUAGAUAAGCAGUUUGGGAAAUUCCUUGAAGUUUUGAAGAAGUUGUAUAUCAACAUUCCAUUCACCGAUGUCAUUUCUCAAAUGCCUUCUUAUGCUAAGUUUUUUAGGGAGAUUUUAUCAAAUAAAAGAAGGUUGGAAGAUUAUGAAACUGUUGCACUUACUGAGGAGUGCAGUGCUAUAUUGCAGAACAAACUCCCACCUAAGCUGAAAGAUCCUGGAAGUUUUUCCAUACCAUGUCACGUUGGAGAAACAAGUAUUGAGAGAGCAUUAUGUGACUUGGGGGCUAGUGUUAGCUUGAUGCCACUUUCCAUAUGUGAGAAGUUAAAGGUUGGAGAUUUAAAGCCCACAACUAUUUCUUUGCAGUUAGCUGAUAGAUCUAUAAAGUAUCCAGUUGGCAUUUUAGAGAAUGUACCAUUAAAAGUUGGGAAGUUUUUCAUUCCAGUGGAUUUUAUUGUACUAGAGAUGGAGGAGGAUGUAAGAACGCCCAUCAUACUUGGAAGGCCAUUUUUAGCCACUGCAGGAGCUAAUAUAGAUGUAAAGAAUGGGAAAUUGAAGUUGAUAGUGGGGGAGGAGGAAAUAGAGUUUAAUUUAUUCCAACAUUCCAAGGAACCAGCUGUGAUGAAUUCUUGUUAUAGGGUAGAUGUUAUAGAGCAUUAUCUUUGA
Hevea brasiliensis (rubber tree) is the source of this 864-nucleotide messenger RNA. RefSeq lists its product as uncharacterized. NCBI's taxonomy places the organism in Eukaryota, Viridiplantae, Streptophyta, Magnoliopsida, Malpighiales, Euphorbiaceae. The transcript has a single exon. The record is from RefSeq and is a predicted model, not a curated record. Bases 1 to 864 code for a protein of 287 amino acids.